This is a messenger RNA of Brassica napus (rape), 2443 nucleotides long. RefSeq names its product zinc finger protein ZAT4-like. Bases 977 to 2317 code for a protein of 446 amino acids. NCBI's taxonomy places the organism in Eukaryota, Viridiplantae, Streptophyta, Magnoliopsida, Brassicales, Brassicaceae. The record is from RefSeq and is a predicted model, not a curated record. The transcript has 2 exons.
UUACUUUAAUUAUAAACAUAUUAACAUUAUCUAUCAUUCAGUUAUUUGUAAACAUACACACAAAAUCGUGAAACCCAUUUUUUAAAAAAUUGCCUUAAACCUCCUAAAACCUUUGCACGGCACUGAUAACAUAAAGUCCAUUCAAAAACUAGAAGACUAUUCUCGUCUCUCCCACAAUGAACUUAAUAUAGGCUGGCUUGUUGUGGCCCCAAAAAGUUAAAGAGGAACAAUAAAAACAUGAAUGCAUUUCUGAUAUAAGGUGAAAGAUGCACAUGAAAAAUGGUGUUAGCGUUCAGAAAAGGAAAGUAACUUAAAAUACAAAAGAAAUUUAUUUCCAAGAAUAACAUAGAUAUUAUGUUUAGUACAAAAUAAGACUCAUUAAUCGUGUGUUAUUAUCCUUUUCUACAUUUCAAAGGCUCAUAGAUUUAAUUUUUCAAUUAUUUGGUUUGAUUGGUAGUUGUAGUCCAUGUAUACCACUUUGACUGAUACUAAUAUUUUGAUAUUUUCUUACAAUUUUUCUGUAUUUAUUUAUUUAUGGUUGGUUUUUAUUCCAAAACAGACUAAUACAAUGCGUGUAAUGCUUUCACUCUUUCUUAAGCACAAUCCGCCUAGACUAUGGUCACGUAUUCACUCAUUUCUUCUUUACUUAUUAAAAUGUAAAAAAUCUGAUUAAUAAUUUUCAUUUAAUUCUUGCUAAUAAUUUUCAUUUAAUUCUUGCUAAUAAUUUUCAUUUAAUUCUUGCUUCGUCUUUUCAUCACCAAACUCAAAAAGAAAACAAAUCUCCUAACUUUAGAUAUUUCAAAAUCUGUUUUUAUUUGUUUCCUGUUUUUGUGUUCUCUUCUGCUUGAUGGUAGGAUCUCAAGUUAACAAGAGAGGACUGUUACAUUCCCCAAAACCUGAUCUCUGUCAGAAAGUAUCAAGCUUUGAGCUUGAUGAUCUCCAGUUCACUGUGGUCUUCCAAGAUUUGAGGUAGAGGAUGGAGCAGUUCAAAGAGAGGAAGUUUGUGUGUAAGUUCUGUAGCAAGAGGUUCGCUUGUGGCAAAUCACUGGGAGGUCACAUCAGAACUCACAUGAACAAAGAGAACUCAGCUGAUUCAGAUGAGGAUGAGCACAACAAGCUCAGGAUCGACGAAAAUGGAGGUCAAGCUAGCUACGGUCUGAGAGAGAAUCCUAAAAAGAACAAGAAGUUUGUGGUUCACAGAGACAUGAUAGCUCUGAAACAUCAGCAUCAACAACAGCUUCUUUAUUGCAGAGAAUGUGGUAAAGGUUUCACUUCUUCGAAAGCUCUUUGUGGUCACAUGGCUUGUCACUCUGAGAGAGAGAAGAUUCUGAUGGAUGGUCAAUCUGAUACUGAAGCUUCUUCCUCUCCUAUCAGGAGAAGAUCAAAGAGAGCUGUGAAACAUCAUCAUAACCACAAGGCUGAUGCUUUUGUUGAUGGUGAUAGCAUCAUGGAUCAAUCUGAUUCAUCAGCAUCUGAGAUUGAACCGGAGCAAGAGGAAACAGCAUUGUCUUUGAUGAUGCUGUCUAGAGACUCAAGUUUCAAGAAAGUACGUAACUUGGUUGUGAACUCUCUGGCGGAGUCAUCAGACAACAACUCUGUGAUUCUUGAGACUAAGUCAUCUUCAGGGGAACAGCUCAAGAUCUUACAUGUGAAGAAUGUUGAGGAGUUUUGUAAGAAAGACAAACUUGGUGGAGUGGAUAAUGGUGAUGUUCUGUAUGAUUCAGACAAUUCUGAUUCUGGUUACUUCAGGAACGGACCAAAGAAGUUGGACUCAGAUGUUUCUGUUGAUGGGUUCCUCAAGAACAAUGCAUCUAGUAACAAGUCUGCAAUGGGAUUCAACAGCUACACACCAAAAAAGGAAAAGAGCUUGAACAGAUUCAGGAACGAAUGGUCAGGUUCAGGAUCAGGUCGUUCUUCUACAAAGUAUGAUCUGAGGCAAAGCAAAAGAGGGUUUCCUUGUUACGGUAGAAAGAAAAUCAAGUACGAGUUCACUGAAUCUGUGUAUGACAGUGGUGAUCAGCUUAGCUUGGAGACUGAUUCUUGUGCGGACACAAACAGAAGUAUCAAGAAGAUUCAUAAUAGCAAACCCCCAAUGGUUAAGAAAGUAAGUGGUGGGGCAAAGAAGAAAAGCAAAGGUCACGAGUGUCCAAUUUGCUUCAGGGUGUUUAAAUCGGGACAAGCUUUAGGUGGUCACAAGAGAUCACAUUUCAUUGGGAGUCAAGAUCACAGGACUUUGGUGAUUCAACACCACCACCAAGUAGCUCAUGAUAUGCAUACACUCAUCGAUCUCAAUCUUCCUGCUCCUAUUGAUGAGUGAAUGAAUCAGUGAUCAAUUUUUUUGUUCUGAUUAUUAUUAUUGUUUCCUCUCUGUUUUCAUUUCUUUGCUUCAGAUUCAAGAAUGCUUUUGGUUCAGAAGGUAAAAAAGCAAAGUGUUUUAUAUUCA